GUUGUUGUGGGCGUGGAAGCAGGCGAGAAGACCGCAAAAGGAGGAGAAAUAACAACAGCAAUUAGAUUUUUGGCCGGCAGUAGUUGCGUCCCGUCAACCCAAAGGAACAUAUAGUUAGCCGAAACCCAGCAGCCAUGUCAUCCUCUUCCACGUCCAGCCCCACAGAUAACAGCUCCCACGGCUCGGUGGCGCUGUCCUCGUUUGGAGCUCUGAACGCUGCGUCCGGGACAAAUACCACCACCCAGAGCGGGAGUGCCCAGAAGCCGUUUUCCCUCUCUGAGCGCCUGAACUUUGAGAUCUACCGUUACUCCAGCUACUCGCCGAAUUAUCUGCCCGAAAACGUUCUCGUGGACUGCCCCAAUGAUCAGACGUCCCGCUGGUCCGCCUACACCAACAGCCCGCCGCAGUUCCUCACCCUAAAGCUGCGCCGGCCCGCCAUCGUGAAGAAAAUCAAGUUUGGCAAGUUCGAGAAGUCGCACGUCUGCAACAUCAAGAAGUUUCGCGUAUACGGCGGCUUGGAGGACGAGCACAUGGUCUUGCUGCUUGAAGGUGGCCUCAAGAACGACAACGUACCCGAAGUAUUCAAUCUGCGCUACCUUACCGAAGACGGCGCCGAAAACCUGCCAAUUCUGUACCUCAAGAUCGUGCCCCUGCUCUCCUGGGGCCCGUCGUUCAACUUCAGUAUUUGGUACGUCGAGCUGCACGGCCAGGACGAUCCCAUGUACACCAGCGCGCGCAUGAAGAGCUACAAUACGCUGCGGGAGGUGGAGAUCAUAAAGCUCUGCCUGAAGCAUUUCCGCCAGCAGGGCUACAUGAGUGCCUUCGGGGCGCUCCAGGAGCAGACGAAUGUGCAACUGGAGCACCCACUGAUAAGUGAACUGCACAAGUGUUUGGUGUUGCAGGGAGACUUUGAGAAGGCGGAACGCUUCUUAGCCGAGUGCAUUGAUGAGGGUCUCAUGGAUGAGUAUCUGUACAAGCAGGACUACAAGCAUAGCUGGCAUAUUAAGCACACCGAAAGCGAGAUCAAGCCUGGUAAUCGCGGAGGUCAUCAACUGGUGGUCGAUGCCAAAAAGCGCUUGAUAUAUCUGUACGGCGGCUGGGAUGGCUAUCAGGACCUUAGUGACCUUUGGGUGUACAACAUCGAUGAUGAUGACUGGUCGCUGGUGUGCGAGAGAUCAGAGCUGGGCAAUGGACCCACACCCCGGUCGUGUCACAAAAUGGUCUUCGAUCCCAUCAGCGAAAACGUCUUCAUGCUGGGUCGCUACCUGGACAACUCGAUCCGCACCGCGGACUACAUCAAGAGCGACUUUUAUCUGUACGACACCAGGGCUCGCAAUUGGAUGCAGAUUUGCGACGACACCAGCCAAGUGGGUGGCCCCCAGCUGGUUUACGAUCACCAGAUGUGCAUAGAUGCCGAUAAGCGCACCAUAUAUGUAUUCGGUGGCAAAAUACUGACGCCCCGCAGUGUCAACGCCACGGGAGCGAUAGAGCCCGAGUAUUCCGGCCUGUUUUCCUAUCACAUAGCAACGAAUACCUGGUCGCAGAUUCUGGUGGACUGUCACCAUGCCAGCGCCUCGCUGGCCGAUGUCAUGUCCAUAAAGUCACGGAUCACCCACUGCAUGGUGUUUCACAAUAAACACCGAAAACUUUACAUUUAUGGCGGCCAAAGGGGCAAGGAGGAUCUGGACGAGUUCCUUAGCUAUGACGUGGACACCCAGGCCAUAUCCAUACUCAACAAAGAGCAUCCCAAUCAAGGAACCACCGCUGGCAACGAGGCCAAAUUUGAACCCUCCUCGGGCUACACACUGCGUGCCACCAUCGACUGUGAACGCGACGAGAUUUAUAUAUUUUCGAGCCUGAGUAAGGUCAAGGAUCGUCGGGAUAUAGCUCAUAUUGACGCCUCCAAUGCCUUUUGGGUCUACUCCCUGCGCAGCCACAAAUGGUCGAGAAUAUAUUAUUGUCGCCACAGUGGCCAGGAUGCCAACUCCAUCAGCAGAAUGAACAUUUUGGGGGCCAGCAAGGGUGACGGGGCCUUGGAGCCUUGCCCACGCUUUGCCCAUCAGUUGGUGUACGAUGACCUGGCUAAUACUCAUUACCUGUUUGGUGGGAAUCCCGGAUUUUUCCAGCAACAGCAGCUAAGACUAGAUGAUUUUUGGGUGCUGCGUUUGGAGAAACCCAAACGCGAGGAGAUCCUGAAGCAUUGCCGUUUUUUGGUGCGCAAGCUGCGCUACGAGGAGAUGACGCGCCUGGAUCCCCUGAAGGCCAUGCAGUAUUUGCGUCAUCACAUAGCCGCUGUCAUUGAUCACAGCGAUGCUGAGCAAUUGAAUAAUUUCCACAAACUAGCUUCCUUGCUCUUCAAAAGCCAUGACAACAGCCUGGAAAGGGAGUGUACCACCCCAGCCCUGUGCGAUGAACAUGCUGAAGAACUCGAAACGGAUGCCGAUGUUUCAGCCAAGAUGAAAGACGAAGUGGCAGCUAUUCCCGAGAAUAUUUCACUGGAAUCGAACGAAAGUUUGGCCUCGUCGGGAAUUUCCGAAACUGCUUCCAGUCCCAGCUCCUCGUCGUCGUGCACCAAGCGGGCGCGCACAGAGUGCAGCCCGGAGGUGAAGAACAAAAGAGCUUUCCUGUUCAACAAGCUGGUGCAACUGAUGCCACCGACCAUGGUCCAGCCGGAACGCAACCUCAGCGACUUUGUAGUCAUAUAAAAAAGCAAAGCCCAAGUGCCAAAUCAUCCCCGAUUCUAGUUAGGUAAUCGAAUGCGUGAGAAGGGUAAUCGUUUCGUUUGCUUAUUUGCCACUUAUUAGGUUCUAUGGCCACCAAUGCAAAGCAUGACAGAAAUAUGAUUUCAUUGUGAUAGUUAAUUUGUACUGAAAUAGGGCAGGGAGUGUGGAAACGAGUUUGUUUAAAGCAUAAGUUUGAAAAUAAAUAAUUAUAAUAAAGAGUUUUGUAACGUCCAAACACGA
Molecule: messenger RNA, 2963 nt
Organism: Drosophila kikkawai
Lineage: Eukaryota; Metazoa; Arthropoda; Insecta; Diptera; Drosophilidae
Gene: muskelin
Product: muskelin 1
Cellular component (GO): cytoplasm
Molecular function (GO): protein binding
Source: RefSeq, a predicted model, not a curated record